AUUAUACAUUUCGGGGUGGGGUGGGGUGGGAUGUGCAUUAAGUGCAUUAAUAUCACCCUUGCAGCCGGAACUUUUGUCUGACAUUCAGCAGCGCUGUGGUAUAAUCAGUGUUAAUAAAUAUCAUACUAAUCUAGUGGAAUGUUCAGUUACAAUCUGGUGAACUCCCAUUAUUAAGCAGCGUACACACUGUAUUCAGAUUGCUCAUGCCGUGCAACUAAAUGUUCCUCCACCCAGGAAAUUUCUACAUGGAUAUAUGACACAAUACACUUGAACUUUGCUUCCAGUUAUAUAAUUGCAGAUGGCUUUUUAUUAGAGAUUUAUGGUGGUAGGUUUCUAGUGCAUGCACUUUUGUUGCUAGUCUGUUUGGUUGUAGUUGAGAAAAUGACCUCUUGUCGGAGGAGAGGAAUGGAAGGUAAUAGCUCACAUCCCCGGUCACACACGAAGACACUGCGUGCUUUCUUCUCACUGUUCGGCUCCUCAUGCUCUCCGAGAGUACAUUUGGUGCUUUUAGACCUGUAAAGUCCUGUAACUGUGUGAAGGGGAAAUCUGUUAAAAGGUUAAAAGAGUGUCAGCUUUUUAGGCACGAAGGGGAUGAUGAGGGGAAAUUUUUCUUCCCCAUUGAAUAGUGAUAAACGACAUGGAAGGAUAAAACUGUUACGUCUAAUGCAAAAUGUGUCUCACUUUAGCAAAAGUCAUGCAAUCUUCAAGUCGAACGCUUUUCAAUAAUUAUGCAUGCUCAAGUAGAUUAAAGGUCCCAAAUGAUUUACUUCUCUCUCUUGGUAUGUCUCUCUUUCUGCCAUCUCAGAUAAAAUCAGUAUUUAUUAAACUCAUCAAAUACUAUAUAUGAUUCGUAAUCUUGGCAGAACUUCAGGACGGUUCCUAAUUUAGCCCACCACAUAUACACCCCCCCCCUGUAUAUGUGCUAUUUCAGAGGCAUGGCCCCGCCUGCUGCUCUCUCUCUCCGAGCCCUCCUCUUUCCCUUUCCUCUCCUCCUUCUUUCACCAGUGCCUGGAACAUGCUGUCUGUCUGAGAAGAGCUACACAGUGUGAGAAAAGUUUUGCAGGGACACGCUCACUCACAUACACGCACAUACACACACACACACUCAACAAGCCGGCAGCAAACAUGGGGCAGUUGUUGAGCUUGUUACGGGGAACGCAGGGGCCUUCGGCUCCGGAGGACACCGCCGUGGAACAACAGUCUCAGCCUAAACAGUCGACUUCCACCCCAUCAGUGCCGGUCUCAACUGUGAAACCUGCACAACAUGAGAAAGGGGCUGCAUCAUCAACCGCUGCAGGUGCAGCUGCAAAGCCUGCAACCACCAGAGCCUCUGCAGCCACUACUACUGUCGGUACCCAGAGUACAUCCACUGCAUCUUCUGCAGCUGCAAGCUCAGUGACCAAUGUAGGGGCUACUACAGGAGCUAAAGUCAGUGGAGGAGUAACCACCACUACUGGAUCUUCUGGAGCAAGCACCACUACAGGAUCUUCUAAAGCCACGACGCAGGCCCCACCCGUGUCUUCUGCCAAGGCUCCAUCUGUUAGCGCUGGAACAACAGGUUCAAUAGGUGGAGCAGGAAAACCUCCUACAGAACUGGUUAAGCUCACAGACACUUCAAAAGUCCAGGAACCUUCUAAGGUGACCUCCACAGUAACAAAGCCAACUGCCACCACUGUUGUUUCUGGAACCCCUGGCCAAAAGGAUGAUGUUAAGUCAAAAGAAGCCAAGGUGAAGUCGGAGGUUUCGGCGAAGGCCAGCACUCUGGUGCCUGCUGUAGAUCCAUUUGAUUCCUUGGCUGACAGUUUGCCAUCCGCAAAGCCUUCUGAACGUCCUCGGUUUACUGGGCCUGAAGUCACAGAGCCUAGCAUAACCUCAGCAGUGGCUCCCCGCUGUGGAGAGAGAGAUGACACACUGCCGCCUGGAUACAGACUAAAAGACAUGGAAAAGAAGAUGCCUAUUGGACAGCCUGAGAAGCCCAAGGAAGUUUCCAAGUCCUCAACAUUGGAUGAUGCUGUGGACUCUCUCUCUGCUGGAUUUGUAUCAUCUACACCUCCCGGUGCAUCCAAACCAGAAGUGAAACAUGAAACUGUGGUUGCUGCCGAUACCCGCAAAAACUACGCCCCUGCUCCUCCUGCUCAGAAAAAACAAGAUGUUUCUGUGCCUGCAAGUCUGUCUCCUGCUCCUCCUGCAGACAAGAAACCAAAGACAGAGAAAAGCGCUAAAGAUGCCGUGACUGCAGCCGCUCAGGAUGUCAAGCCAAAGACUGAGAAGGAAAAAAAGGUUUCUGCAGAUAAACCGAAGCAAGACCCCAAGGCAGAUCCCAUGUCUCUGGAAGCUCUUGACGCUCUAGGUGACACAUUACCUGAAGCAAAACCAGUUCCCAAGCCCCCAAAACUCAGACCUGAUCAAAUUGUUGAUGAGAAGAAGCUGAAGUCAGAGAAAGGUGUUCGUGUGGGCGAGAGAGACGACACACUGCCACCUGAGUACAGGUUCAAGGAAGACAAGGACAAGAAGCCAUUGCCUCCUCCACCAAAAGAGCCCUCCAUGGACACGACUGAGGCGCUGGAUAUUCUGUCUGGAGAUUUCACUGACGCCACUGUAGCUCCUGCUGUCCACACCCCUGCUCCUCCUAAACCCCAAGCCAAGCAGCCCAAAGUGGAGGAUCUUUCAGCUCUUGAUGCUCUGGCAGGCGAUUUUGUGGCUCCUGUCCAAGCCAAAAAGGUCUGUUCUGGAGUACCUCCUGUCCCAAAACCAGCUACUAAAAGCACUCCACCCACCUCUGCACAGGCAGAUCCUAUGUCUCUGGACGCUCUUGACGCGCUAGGUGACACAUUACCUGAAGCAAAACCAGUUCCUGAGCCCCCAAAACUCAGACCUGAGCAAAUUGUUGAUGAGGCAAAGCUAAAAUCAGAGAAAGGUGUGUUUGUGGGUGAGAGAGACGACUCCCUCCCUCCAGAUUACAGAUUCCUUAAGGAAGACCCCAAAUCACAGCCUCCACCCCCCAAAAAAGAGCCCUCACUGGACCCGGCUGAUGCUCUGGAUAUCCUUUCUGGAGAAUUCACCAGCACGUCAGCAGCACCCGUAGUCCAGACCUCUGUUUGUCCCUCGGCUCCCCCAGCAUACAGCUCAGAAGACGUUGCUCUUGACGAACUUGCCGGUGAUUUCGUGGCUCCCACGAGAGCAUCUAAAGUCUGUUCUGCUGCUUCAGCUCCCACUACAACUGACACACAGGCAGAUCCCAUGUCUCUGGAUGCUCUUGACGCUCUGGGAGGCAUGUUACCUGACGCGGAACCAGUUCCCGAGUCCCCAAAACUCAGACCCGAGGAAAUUGUUGAUGAGGCUAAGCUAAAAUCAGAGAAAGGCGUGUUUGUGGGUGAGAGAGAAGACUCACUCCCUCCAGAUUACAGAUUCCCUAAGGACGACCGCAAAGCGAAGCCUCUACCCCCAAAGAAAGAGCCGUCCAUGGAUCCGACUGAAGCUCUGGAUAUCCUUUCUGGAGAUUUCACCAGCUCAUCGGUGGCACCUGUAGUCCAGACCCCUGUUUGUCCUUCAGCUCCCCCAGCAGACAGCUCAGCAGACUUUGCUCUUGAGGAACUUGCCGGUGAUUUCGUGGCUCCCAUGAGAGCAUCUAAAGUCUCCUCUGCUGCUUCAGUUCCUCCUACAACAGAAAGACAGCUGUCAGAAGGUACCACGUCAGCCAUGGACGCUCUCUCGGACACUCUCAAUGACAUUCGUCCAGUGCCUGAGCCAGAACCAGUGCCUCCUAAGCACGUCGUUAAGGAGAAAGAGGUGGUGGAGGAGAGGGUGUCUAAGCCUGGUGAGAGAGAUGACUCGCUUCCUCCUGAGUAUCGCCCCACAGAGGCGGAUAUCAAGGCUGCAGCAGAAGCCAAAGCCAAAGCACCGACUGCACCUAAGCAGCCCUCAUUCGAUGACUCCAAAGCCCUUGACAUUCUGUCCGGUGACUUUGUUUCUGGGUCUGUGACUAAACCUGCAGCUCAGUGUCAGGCUCCUCCUGCAAAGACAUCCUCCUCCAGCCAGCAGGAGUCAGGGCCAGUAUUGGACAAACUGGCAGGUACACUGCUACCAGCAGAUUUCCCUGACACCAAACAACGCGACAGCAAACCAAAGGGUAAAGGUAGAAAGUCAAAAUCUGCACCAAAGAAACCUGCAGUGGCCGAUGUCACAGCCGCGGAACCCCUCCCCGCCAAGCCGACCACAGACGUAGUGUCCUCGUCCCCUACAAAGAAAGGCAGGAAGAGCUAGAUCUCGCACACCAGCUGCUGCCAACACAAAGUGAUAAACAGAUGGCAAUCCAAGAAGCUGCUUCAGUGAAUACAUACAUAUUAUGUGUUGUAAUGGUAGAAAGGUGUACAGAACUUUUUAAAUGGAAAAAAAAAACACAUCCAACCCAGAUGCUUUUAAAACACCAGCACAAAUUGUUCCAUAUGUAAAAAUCCGAGCGCUGAUCUCUGAUGUUUCGAGCACGUGCGUUAUUAUGACUACUCCUAGAUCAGCAUAAAUACCCAUACGUACAUGAGCACGUGCAGAAGCAUUAAUAAAAAGAAGGGCACUUAUUUUCCAUUUGGAACCAUGCCUUAGUCACCAUUAUACUUCAACAUCUCUUUAAGAAAUUGAUUAGGAAUUCUAAUAGUAAUGCAUGAUUUUUAUUUUUAUUUUUUUUUAUUUGGGGAAUUUCUUUAUUAAUAAGUGUUAUAUUGCCACUCACUUAUAGACACUAGUGUACAGCACUUCCACUUUGGUUUACUUCAUCUAGUUUACAGUAUAGAGUUGUGUUAAAGGAGUGUAGAGUAAUGGAUAAUGGAUGAUGCCUGUUGUACUUCUAUAUAAUUUUGAAUGAUAUUUGUGAAAAAAAAAAGGGCUUUCCUGUGUACGUGUGUCUUUUAGUAGGGCUGUCUUGUUUUGUUAUUUUUAUUUUUAUAUAUAGUUUUUUUUUUUGCAAAAUAAAGUGCUCUGCUAGAAGCAGCCCAUACAAACGCAGGAGGUCUGAACGCGAUUACUGGCAUGGCUUACCAGACAAAUGAGCUUCCUUUAAGCACCAGUGAAGCUGUUAUGUGGUUAGUGUAUGAUUCAUAUGUAACACCACCUGAACUUGUCCUGUAGAUGCGCUAUUGGCGUGUUGAUCACAGCUUGAGUAGGAUGUGGCAGACCAUGUAUGAAUCUUUUUGUUUCAUUUUCAUCUUAGUCGAACAGCACCACUAGUGUGUGUGUGUGUGUGUGUGUGUGUGUUCUAGACACCUUAUUUUGCGUACAGCUUUAAUCAGGAUAAGUCUUCCAUAAACAUGCUAUAUUGUUUUAAUUCUUUUUAGUUUUGUUUCACUUUAUCUUCCUGUCAAGGUGAUAUCAAUUACAAUACUGUGCCUUUCUGCUGAAGUGCAAUCUCAUAUUAACCCAGGGACAGAGAUAUGGAGGAGGGUUUUUUUUUUUUUUUUCUGGUUAAAUAAAAAAAAGAGAUUUAAAAUUGUCAA
This is a messenger RNA of Ictalurus punctatus (channel catfish), 5486 nucleotides long. It is a transcript of the gene cast, whose product is annotated as calpastatin. Gene Ontology annotation, molecular function: calcium-dependent cysteine-type endopeptidase inhibitor activity. Gene Ontology annotation, cellular component: cytoplasm. The transcript is spliced from 35 exons. The record is from RefSeq and is a predicted model, not a curated record. Bases 1126 to 4263 code for a protein of 1045 amino acids. NCBI's taxonomy places the organism in Eukaryota, Metazoa, Chordata, Actinopteri, Siluriformes, Ictaluridae.